This is a messenger RNA of Paramecium tetraurelia, 3561 nucleotides long. RefSeq lists its product as uncharacterized. The transcript has 4 exons. Gene Ontology annotation, molecular function: protein binding. Lineage: Eukaryota; Ciliophora; Oligohymenophorea; Peniculida; Parameciidae. The record is from RefSeq and is a predicted model, not a curated record.
AUGAAUAACAACGACGAAAUUAUAUAGAAGUUGGAUGUGAUUGUAGCUAAUUACAUAAAUCAACGGGAUCAUAAUGGUUAACUGCUCACUGAAAAAUAUUCAGAGACUUAUAUAUAUUCUUUAGUUCAGAAACAUUUAUUUGACUAUGAAGCAAUUUUUACAGCUUCUCAAAAAUCUGUCAUUGAUGUCUUUGAUUUUAUAACUUCCUUAUUAAAAUUUACUUCAGAACCCAUAGAAGAUACCUUAUUCAUUAUAGUGUAAGCCAUAGAUUUCUUCAAAGCCAUCUGUGAAGAAUAUCAAACUUACACAAUCAAAUUCUCUGACCUCUCAAAUUAUCUUUGCAAAUACAACCCAAACUUGGAUGAUAAGGACGUUCCAUUACAAAACAGAACUAUAACUUAUCAUAAAUAUCCUCCUCUGAAAUAAUUCAAUAAACCCUAAAGUCGAUAAGUGAGAAGCAUUGAUUUAGAGGCACCCAUCAUUCUUGGAACUCUAGGUCAUUACAUAAAAAGAAUCAAUAAAGAUAAGGUAUACAUAGAUUCUUAGAAAAACUAAAACAGUUCUAUAUUAAGAAUGUAAUAUUAGGAAUCGGAACUAAAGAUCCUUAUUCUCCAUCAAUAUAGUGACUUUAUUAGUAUCUAUAAUCCAGAUUGCACAUUUAAAAGUAGAUUGAGACCCAAGGCUCAGCAAUUGAGAAAUAUUAUCCAUGAUUUCUGUUGGUCUGAAGAACAAUAAAGAAUAGGCAUAGUGUUUAAAGAUGCAUGGAUUUGUUUCAUGGACUAGGGUGACUAAUUUGAAUUGGAAAAGUACUUUACAACAAAAGUAGAUCAAAAUAGAAUCUAUUAUGUCCAAAGCAAAUGGAUGACUGUAGGUAGUGAUUCAAAGAUAUCAAUUUGGAAUUUGGAAACUGAGAAUAGUAAUGUUAUAUUUCAUGAUCAAAUCAAGAAUGUUGUAAAUAUAGUUGAAAUAACAUAUUUAUAAUUAGUGUGCAUAGCUUGCUAAGAUAAAUUGACCAUGUGGGAUCUAUGGGAAUAAAACAAGCCUAAAUUGCUCUUUAAAUUAUAAGUUAAUCACAGUCGAUUGAACAACAUUGUUUUCUUUUAGGAAUACCACAUAAUCAUAACGUCUGGCUUUGAUACUAAAGUGAAUCUCUAUUAACUGCAUAAGAAAUAUAAUGAUGGAGAUUAUGUUGGUUAAUUGGAAGGUCACAACGCUAUAGUUACAGCAAUCUAAUGUGUAGAGAAAUCUCCAAUUGUAAUAACUACAGAUGAUCGACUAAUUGUGAAAUUAUGGGAUAUUAGAAUGAUGAAAUGCAUACAAUCUUUUGAUUUAGAAAUGAGAUAAUCUAUCAAUUACAUCACAGUAAUGUAGAAUCUAUCAAGCGUAUGCUUUGCUACUAAUCGACUAAUUGUAAUGGCUUUUGAAGGUCACAAUAAAAAUCUUACUUAAGCUAAGCCCUAAAAGUAGAGAACUUUACAUUUAUAUCCUAAAUAGGUGGAAUUAAAUGCUAUCAAACAAUAAUUGAUGGUUUCAACUAACAGAGAUAUCCGAAUAAUCAAUUUAUCUAAUGGAUAAACUGAUACCAUAAUAAAGGCUAUGAUUGGCGAAACUGAUGAUAUGAUCAGUCAAUUUAAACCAAUUCAAUAGCAUAAAAAGAUUGUGCUUGGAACAACUAAGGGGCUUAUUAAAAUAUUUGAUACAUACUCUGGUGAUAUAAUUAAAGAAUACUAGAAUAACAGUAAUAAAAUCACCCAUCUAUCUAUUGAUUAUCAAAAUAGAAUAAUUUCUACAUCAUCACUAGAUGGUUAGAUACAUAUUUAUAAGGAGAAUAAUUUAAAUUUAGAAUCCUUAAGGAAAGCUGAAUAUGCCCAUAAUGGUAUUGAUUAUUGCUUUAUUUCUUUGUACCACGAUUUGAUUAUUACAGCUGGUGUUGACAUAGUAUGUUUAUGGAAUUUGGAAUUUACAAAGCCAAUAUCUACAAUUAGGACUGAAUCAGCUCCAAAAGGAGUUUAUAUUCUGGAUGGUUAGCGCAUCAUAAUUAUUGGGUGUAAAAUUAACACAUACUUCCUCCAAUUUGAAAAAAAAGAAGAUUAAUACUUUUAUCAACAAAUAGGCUUCAUUCCAUAAAGUUGUUGUGCAUUCAUUGAUAAAAAUGGCACUGUACUUUUAGGAUCUAGAAGAGGCUUGAUUUGUAAACUACAGUUUAACACAACUAAAAGCUAAAAAGUAUAAUUUCAUCCAUUUAGAUAAAAUUGGGAAGACUAUAAUGUAGGGAUUAAUAAUCAUAAAGUCACUAGAUUUGUUGUUAACACUACAUAGGAAUUGAAUGUAGAUUAAUAAUUUGAGGCUCAUAAAAAAAGAAUUCAACAUAUAGAUUUUAUUUCAUUGGAGGGUGAUAAUGUAUUAAAGGAAGUUUAAUCUAAAGUAAUAACAACAUCUAAAGAUGGCUUUUUGAAGAUUUUUGAUUAUCCAUCAUUUGAAUUAAUGUGUGCUUUAAAUGUUAACCAUGUUUUACCACUAAAAUGGUCGAUUACAAUUGAUGAACAAGAAAACCUGAAAUUUAAAGUGGCUUUUGCAUUAAAAGUAAUUCAUUUUAUUAGAUCAUAACCUAAUCUGACAAUUAGUCAUUUAAGAAUGCUAGAACCUAACUCAAUAUUUAAAAAUUUAUUGGGUCACAAGAAAUUCUUUAAAUAAAGCACAAAUGAUAACAAAGUCCAAUUGUUAUAAGACUUUUAUGAACCUAGAGAUUUAGUAUUUCAAAAAGUUAAGGGGUUCUAUAAAAGUGAAUUAUAAGGACUUUCCUUAAAAUAAAUCGAGGAGAAGAAGAAAACUUUACUUCAAGCGAAAAUGUUUGAGAAAGAUUAUAAUGAAUAGAAUUUCUAAUCAGAAUAGAAACAAAACGAAGAUAUGGGAAAUAAAGAAUUUAAAAAUUGGUAGUAAUUCCUUAAUCCAAAUUUCAGAAAAAAUGGGGUCUAAGGAGAAAUAGAAUAGAUUGAAAGAUUACACAUGGUUCACCAAUUUGAAAAACGAUUAGAUCAGGUCUUAACAAAAGAAGAGGAUACUAACAUCAAGCCGAAUGUUCCAGGGAGAAGGUACUCAAAAACAAAGCAAGAUAUAUAAAAUAAAAGCGCAAAUAAAUCUUCAAGGUUUAGAUCCACUCUUCCAUUCUUUCAAUAUGCAAGUGAAAGAAAAUUGGCAUCAAUUCCUGCCUCAACUGACACUUCUCAAAGAUCGACUCAUGUAGGAUAUGAUACUAUAAGAGAAGAAUAUUCUAAAAAAAAAAUCUAAAGAGUUUAGUUUUUGACAUAAAAUAUUGGUUAGCUGAUUUCAGAUUUGGAUUAGAAUUAAAAAAAGUAAGGAUUGGAAAUAGGAGAGAACACUAUGAGAAAGACUAGUGGAUAAGUGUUCAAUUAGAUUGUAAAUAAUUUGAAUGACAAACUGAGGGAUUCAAAGUUUAAGAAAUAUUCUAGAAGUAUGGGUAAACAAGAUCUAGAAGGAAUUUUGAGUGAUCCUCAUCUAAAAUCUUUCCAUUCUAAGCAAUCUUUAAGGAAAUUGCCAUGA